Molecule: messenger RNA, 492 nt
Organism: Xenia sp. Carnegie-2017
Lineage: Eukaryota; Metazoa; Cnidaria; Anthozoa; Malacalcyonacea; Xeniidae
Product: cytosolic phospholipase A2-like
Exons: 4
Coding region: 1-492 (163 amino acids)
Biological process (GO): glycerophospholipid catabolic process
Cellular component (GO): cytosol
Molecular function (GO): calcium-dependent phospholipid binding; calcium ion binding
Source: RefSeq, a predicted model, not a curated record
AUGGCAACACACCUGAACACAAGAUUUGAUACCAAACUGCACAGCCAUUUUCGUAUGGAAUUUAGUAAACGCAUGAAAGAAAAAUCCAAAACUGGUCAGUUAGUUAGAUUUACUGAUUUCUUUGGUAUGGCAAUUGGACAUGCUUUGCUGGAGAAAGAAGAUGCUAAACUGAGUGAGCAAGUUGAAAAAGUAAAAGAUGGAAAUUUUCCACUGCCAAUUGCAACAGCUCUUCGUUUCAAAAAAGAUGUCAAAGCUUUGGAUUUCAACGAAUGGGUGGAAUUUACGCCUUUCGAAUAUGGCUCUCAAAGACUUGGUGUUUUUCGAAAAACGUCACACUUUGGUGGAAAGUAUUACAAAGGCCGUUUAGUUACAGAUUAUGGCGAACCUCCAUUGCAUUUUCUGCAAGGUGUAUGGGGAAGUGCUUUCAGCAUAAUAUUGAAUUCAUUGAAAGAAGAUGACGAAAACGUGGCAAAAAUCACAAUGAUGAAUUAA